This is a messenger RNA of Centropristis striata (black sea bass), 2906 nucleotides long. RefSeq lists its product as uncharacterized. The record is from RefSeq and is a predicted model, not a curated record. The transcript is spliced from 3 exons. Lineage: Eukaryota; Metazoa; Chordata; Actinopteri; Perciformes; Serranidae. The coding region runs from base 84 to 2906 and encodes 940 amino acids.
GUGACACUUGAAAAAGACUCCAGUCUGUGCAGAAGUCAAGAAGCUGAAACUUUCUGAUUUUGUUGUUUCCCUGUCAGCAGCACAUGACUUGCAGGCUGUUUGGCUUUAGCUUCAGAACUAAAAUGUCCUCUGGAUUUGGUGUGAGAGUGUUUGUGCUCUCACUGUUGGCCUUUGGGCAGCAUGCAAAUGCUCUCAGCUUCAGAAGUGGAGGCUCCCAUGGUGUUACACCUUAUUUUGAUUAUCCAAGAGGCUUCAAACCAGGCUUCCCUUCCAGCUAUGAGAGCUCUGCACAGUCUGGAGGAUUUUAUGGUGGUUCUGAACACAGUUUCACUGGAAGUGCUUCACCCGAUCGCCUGAAGCCAGCUGCUGCACCGAGCGCAGGGGGUUCUAGUGGGUCCUAUGGUAGGCAAGUAGAUGGUUACAGUCCAGAGGGAAGUGUUUCUAGUUACAGGCCUGGCCCACUAGUCAAUCAGAAACCUAGACAAAACCCACAGCAGCCACCCCAAACUAAACCUGAUCCAAAUGUUGUCCAGACAAAAGAUGGCAUGUGGAAUUUUGCUCUUCCACAGAGUGGAAACCGCUUUGACUCUGGCAUCACUUCGAGUGGAAUUGGGAUGCAUUCUGAUCCCAGACUUAAGCUAGACUUUACGCCCCAGUCCUACCAGCCCAAGCCCCAGUCCUACCAGCCCAAGCCCCAGUCCUACCAGCCCAAGCCCCAGCCACCCCAAACUAAACCUGAUCAAAAUGUCUUCCAGACAAAAGAUGGCAUGUGGGAAUUUGCUCCUCCACAGAGUGGGAACCGUUUUGAGUCUUCUAUUGCUUCGAGUUAUGGAAUUGAGAUGCAUUCUGCUCCCAAACUUGAGCCCCAGCAGCGUCCUCAACCCUCUUACCCGUCCAAGCCCCAGCAGGCGGUGCAGCGUCCUCAACCCUCUUACCCGUCCAAGCCCCAGCAGGCGGUGCAGCGUCCUCAACCCUCUUACCCGUCCAAGCCCCAGCAGGCGGUGCAGCGUCCUCAACCCUCUUACCCGUCCAAGCCCCAGCAGGCGGUGCAGCGUCCUCAACCCUCUUACCCGUCCAAGCCCCAGCAGCAUCCUCAACCCUCUUACCCGUCCAAGCCCCAGCAGGCGGUGCAGCGUCCUCAACCCUCUUACCCGUCCAAGCCCCAGCAGGCGGUGCAGCGUCCUCAACCCUCUUACCCGUCCAAGCCCCAGCAGGCGGUGCAGCGUCCUCAACCCUCUUACCCGUCCAAGCCCCAGCAGGCGGUGCAGCGUCCUCAACCCUCUUACCCGUCCAAGCCCCAGCAGGCGGUGCAGCGUCCUCAACCCUCUUACCCGUCCAAGCCCCAGCAGGCGGUGCAGCGUCCUCAACCCUCUUACCCGUCCAAGCCCCAGCAGGCGGUGCAGCGUCCUCAACCCUCUUACCCGUCCAAGCCCCAGCAGGCGGUGCAGCGUCCUCAACCCUCUUACCCGUCCAAGCCCCAGCAGGCGGUGCAGCGUCCUCAACCCUCUUACCCGUCCAAGCCCCAGCAGGCGGUGCAGCGUCCUCAACCCUCUUACCCGUCCAAGCCCCAGCAGGCGGUGCAGCGUCCUCAACCCUCUUACCCGUCCAAGCCCCAGCAGGCGGUGCAGCGUCCUCAACCCUCUUACCCGUCCAAGCCCCAGCAGGCGGUGCAGCGUCCUCAACCCUCUUACCCGUCCAAGCCCCAGCAGGCGGUGCAGCGUCCUCAACCCUCUUACCCGUCCAAGCCCCAGCAGGCGGUGCAGCGUCCUCAACCCUCUUACCCGUCCAAGCCCCAGCAGGCGGUGCAGCGUCCUCAACCCUCUUACCCGUCCAAGCCCCAGCAGGCGGUGCAGCGUCCUCAACCCUCUUACCCGUCCAAGCCCCAGCAGGCGGUGCAGCGUCCUCAACCCUCUUACCCGUCCAAGCCCCAGCAGGCGGUGCAGCGUCCUCAACCCUCUUACCCGUCCAAGCCCCAGCAGGCGGUGCCGCGUCCUCAACCCUCUUACCCGUCCAAGCCCCAGCAGGCGGUGCCGCGUCCUCAACCCUCUUACCCGUCCAAGCCCCAGCAGGCGGUGCAGCGUCCUCAACCCUCUUACCCGUCCAAGCCCCAGCAGGCGGUGCAGCGUCCUCAACCCUCUUACCCGUCCAAGCCCCAGCAGGCGGUGCAGCGUCCUCAACCCUCUUACCCGUCCAAGCCCCAGCAGGCGGUGCAGCGUCCUCAACCCUCUUACCCGUCCAAGCCCCAGCAGCCCCAGCAGCGUCCUCAACCCUCUUACCCGUCCAAGCCCCAGCAGCCCCAGCAGCGUCCUCAACCCUCUUACCCGUCCAAGCCCCAGCAGCCCCAGCAGCGUCCUCAACCCUCUUACCCGUCCAAGCCCCAGCAGCCCCAGCAGCGUCCUCAACCCUCUUACCCGUCCAAGCCCCAGCAGCCCCAGCAGCGUCCUCAACCCUCUUACCCGUCCAAGCCCCAGCAGCCCCAGCAGCGUCCUCAACCCUCUUACCCGUCCAAGCCCCAGCAGCCCCAGCAGCGUCCUCAACCCUCUUACCCGUCCAAGCCCCAGCAGCCCCAGCAGCGUCCUCAACCCUCUUACCCGUCCAAGCCCCAGCAGCCCCAGCAGCGUCCUCAACCCUCUUACCCGUCCAAGCCCCAGCAGGCGGUGCAGCGUCCUCAACCCUCUUACCCGUCCAAGCCCCAGCAGGCGGUGCAGCGUCCUCAACCCUCUUACCCGUCCAAGCCCCAGCAGGCGGUGCAGCGUCCUCAACCCUCUUACCCGUCCAAGCCCCAGCAGCCCCAGCAGCAUCCUCAACCCUCUUACCCGUCGCAGCCCCAGCAGCGUCCUCAACCCUCUUACCCGUCCAAGCCCCAGCAGCUGCUGCAGCGUCCUCAACCCUCUUACUUUUGGUAG